UCCUCCAUUUUUCUGCUGCUGUAUCUUUUCUUCCCUCUCAAUGUCUUCUUGAUCACGAUCCGACGGUCCAAAAUGAAAGCUUAUCCUUUCGCUUGUUUUCUUUGCCUUUAGUGCUGGAAAAUCCUCAGAUCCACUAUCGCUUCCUUCCAACGCUUAUACUUUUCGCUCGUUUCCUUUGCUUUUAGCUCUGCAAAUCCACAGAUCUACUCUUUUUGACCUCUGAUCUCCGUUUCUCGGUUACGUUUUUCGAUUUAUCGUUGGCCGUAGUGAAACAGAGAAGCUGACCUUCGUUCAAUGGCGGUUACGGUUAGUCACGUCACGCUAACAUGCGCCGGUGAAACUCUAGCAACCAUUCUCGUUUCGGCUCUCGCCAAAACCCACCUUUUAGCUCUGAGCUCCUUCACAUUGCUGCUGGGCGACCAGUCACAAAACCAGCCUAAGCCGAAUGACGCUGACGGGGAAGAUGACAAUGACGACAACGACAACGGGGGUGAUGAGUUUGGAGAUGGUGAAGAGGAGCUGUCCUCGGAAUGUGGGGAAUACGACAAAAAUGGUAACAGCAACAAGAACAACCCGAAGAAGGGACCGGAAGGCGGCACAGGUGGGGCAGAACAGAAUGGAGAAGAUGACGAAGAAGAUGACGGCAACAAUGGAGAUGGUGAAGACCCGGAGGAUGAGGAGGACGAUGAAGAUGACGAGGAUGAUGAUGAUGGAGGUGAAGAGGAUGUUGAAGGAGUGGAAAGCGAGGAGGAGGAAGAAGACGAGGAAGCUCUUCAGCCACCAAAGAAAAGGAAGAAGUAAAUUGGUUAUAAAUAAGUUGAAGUCUCCCUUUGUUAUAGGUAAACUUGUUCAUCUAACAUUAUGAUGUUUUAUUUAGGCAUCAAGGAGGCUGUUUAGGGUUAAUGUUUUUACGCAUAUAUAUCAUUUGCAUAAUUAGAGUACGGUCGGAACUAUUUGGAUUCAAUUAGAAAACAACGCGUAUGA
Molecule: messenger RNA, 984 nt
Organism: Hibiscus syriacus
Lineage: Eukaryota; Viridiplantae; Streptophyta; Magnoliopsida; Malvales; Malvaceae
Product: prostatic spermine-binding protein-like
Exons: 3
Coding region: 295-801 (168 amino acids)
Source: RefSeq, a predicted model, not a curated record